Molecule: messenger RNA, 1881 nt
Organism: Capronia epimyces CBS 606.96
Lineage: Eukaryota; Fungi; Ascomycota; Eurotiomycetes; Chaetothyriales; Herpotrichiellaceae
Exons: 1
Coding region: 1-1881 (626 amino acids)
Source: RefSeq, a predicted model, not a curated record
AUGGAGCCUCCUCCUCCACCAGACCAUUUUGGUCCGGUAGACCCUCACACACACCCUAUGGACGGGGUGGUCGAUGAUGGGUAUGAGCCUCCAGUCGAGUACGAAGAGCGCAGACCUAGCGUCCAUCAGCGCAUAUCUGAAAUGUCUCUGCAUGACAAUUUCCAGGAGCUCCAUCCACGAGUCGAGCACCAGAGAGGGUUCGUCACCCCAGCAAUAACGCAGGACUAUUUAUAUUACCGCUUCAACAAAAAUGGCGAAGAUUGGAGCUCUGCCAUCAAGACCACCAUCUCUGCGCCCAUUGAGCAAAUUGAGAAAAAAGCAAGGAAAGGCAAAGGCGACGGCAUAGCCUUGGAACAGUUGAUUCGCAUGUCCCAAUUCCGGCGAGACCAGAUUGAAGAAGCUGUACGCAAAGCCAAUGCUCAUGAGGCUGGUGAGGCUCACUGGGAGGUCGCUUAUAUCAAGUCCAAGAAGGUGCUCAAAAGAAACCAUACUAUCGUUGUUCCGGAAAUGGACGUCAUCCUAGCAAGGACGAAGAAACCCAGAGCACGUGCUAGGCCUAUCAGCGGAGAAGUCGUGAAUGUCAUCAAUCAAGGCAAACAAGCUAGUGACAAGGCUGCGAAAUAUAGCGAGGAUGGCUAUAAUCGCCCACGAAAGGAUGCGGGAUUGGCCCUGUUAGUCGACCCAAUCGCUAACCUGCCACUUUUUGACCUGGACGGCACGCCGCGGGACGAGCUUGGUCCGAUCCAUUUCAAUAAUGCUGGCCUCCCACCUCAGAUCCCCAGAGAGAAGCCACUCGGAGCGAAGCUUGAGCGCAUGGAAGAAGAUAAAGGGGGGAAACGCGACAAAAGCCAAAAACGCAGCAAAUCACGCGACAAGAGUCAUUCUCACGAGGAUGGUAUCUUCGCGGUGGGCGCCGGCGGCGAGUUUGGUGAUGGCUUGGAUCCUCCUCCCGCCGAGGUAAUGUUUGGCGAAGUUGCACCCGACAAACGAGGCCGGAGAGGAAAGUCUCCCCACGAGCAUCCGGAAGUUGUCGGCGGGGAUGCUUCCAGGUCUUACUCUCGACGGCGAGCACAGGCUGAAGCCCGUGGUCAGUCGCGCGAAAAGUCUCGCUCCCGUAGAGGAUCAGUGCAUUUUCCACAUCCGCACACACAACAAUUCUUUGAUGUUGCCAGCUCAUCGUCGGAAGCCAGCGAAUCUAGUCACUAUGGAUUUGACUAUGCAGAGAGCUCAAAUACCUCAAUCGGCAGUCCGGGAGGGGUCCCUCGUCGAGGAAGUUUGGUUCGUCCACAAGCGCACCCAGACACAGUCUACAAGAAACACCAUCGAGGACCCACUCGCUCCAUGUCAUAUGCAGACAAACCGUACCAUGGUGAACAGCACAUCAUCACCCCUGCGCGGUCUCACCGGAAUUCCUAUAUUCUGUAUGAGCGGCCAAUCGAAGGAGCCAGAUACGAACGCCCACCACGACCCGUGAGACAGAUGACGAUGCCGAUUCUCGAGGGAAGACAAAUCGUGUAUCCUGAUCCGCCCCAACCAGCUCGAUCUCAGGAAGUCGUGGCCGUGCAUCGCGUGAGUGAUGUCCCCCUUACUCGCUAUGUCUCCGCCGAGUCUGGCUUGCCUAUCCUGCACUACCCAGACGAGGACGGCGACUUCUACUUUCGCGAUGACAUCGACAGGCAGAGUUCGAGGGUCGAAGACUAUCAACGAGAGAGGGUCAGAGAAGACUUUCUCAAGCAACGUGAACAGGAAGUUCAUGCUAGGGAACGAGAACUGGCCUUUCGAGAAGAAGAAUUGCAAAGAUUGAGGCGGCAACCAGAAAAAGAGUACUACGACGACAGAGUGAGAAGAGAGAGGAGGGGUUCACGUACGUUCUACUACUAA